AGCGCGCCAAAUGAAGCUCCAUGUGCAAGAAGAAGAGUUCAGUUUGUGAUGAUUCAAAGUAUAAAACACAUCUGGAGAGGACAAGCUCAACUUUCACAAGCUUUGUUGGGUUCUGGGAUAAAAUGUAGAAGCUCUCGCGAGGAAGUUAAAAACAGACGAAGAAGAAGAAAGUUCUGGUGUUUUAAAGUUUAAAGUCCGGACGAUUAAAUCAGUUGUUUGUGAAGAUGCUUCUUUGUUCUUCUGCUGUGUGACGAACGAAAGAUGGACGGAGAGCGUCAAGAAAGGAGGGACGAGGAGGAGGAGGAAGAGGAGGACCGGACGCUACAAACUCCAUCCAGGAGGAUGGAAGAAGAGGAGGAGGAGGAGGAGGAGGAGGAGGAGGAGGAGGAGGAGGAGGAGGAGAUGAUGAAGGCAGACACCAAAGAUGGACACACGCCGAUCUCCGCCUCCUCCUUGACCGCCUUUCCUUUCCUCUCCUCCUCUCUGUGCCGAGGAAGAGAGGACGGAGAGGAGGACGUCUUCACCAUCGAGGACGAGUCCUGUCCGUCAGACCCUUUCGGCACCGCCCACCUGGAAACGGCCAAUCGGAUCACACGGACGGAGGGCGGAGGAGACGAAGAGGAGGAAGGAGAGACCGGAGGAGAGGAGGAGGAGGGAAACAGCCGGGACGAAGAGGAGGGGACGUCACCCUCGCUUCAGAGCCAGAUGAAGAGGAAGCUGGAUCACGGUCCGGACGGACGGCCGUUCCCUUCGAAGAAGAAGCACUGCAAAGGCAACGGAUACCUGAGUCCCGCCAGUCUGGUCCAGGUCACCACGCCAACCACAUUCGGCGACCUGCGGCUGGCCAACGGGCACUCGGCUCAGCGGCGGCGCGUCACCUCGGGCCCGCCCCCCUCCGGCCUGCAGGACUGGCUCAAUAUCUUCCAGACGUGGAGCGGUCCAGAGAGGCUAUUGGCUCUGGACGAGUUGAUUGACAGGUGUGAGACGAGUCAGGUGAAGCACAUGAUGCAGGUCAUCGAGCCUCAGUUCCAGAGAGACUUCAUAUCUCUGCUGCCCAAAGAGUUAGCUCUGUACGUCCUCACCUUCCUGGCUCCCAGAGACUUGCUGCAGGCCGCUCAGACCUGCAGGUACUGGAGGAUCCUGGCUGAAGACAACCUGCUGUGGAGGGAGAAGUGCCGUGAGGAAGGUGUGUCGGAGUACGCGUCGUCACGUCGCAGGAAGUGCGUGCGGCCAGGUGUAGCGGUCAGUCCGUGGAAAUCGGCCUACAUACGUCAACACCGCAUCGAGAACAACUGGAGGAAGGGAGACACGCGAGAGCCCAUGGUGCUGAAAGGUCACGAUGAUCACGUGAUCACGUGUCUGCAGUUCAGCGGCGACCUCAUUGUCAGCGGCUCCGACGACAACACGCUCAAAGUCUGGUCCGCCGUCACUGGCAAGGUAGGACACAGACGUGUUGAAUAUGUGACGCAGCAUCUGUAA
This is a messenger RNA of Cottoperca gobio, 1479 nucleotides long. RefSeq names its product F-box/WD repeat-containing protein 7-like. The coding region runs from base 262 to 1479 and encodes 405 amino acids. Lineage: Eukaryota; Metazoa; Chordata; Actinopteri; Perciformes; Bovichtidae. Gene Ontology annotation, molecular function: protein binding. The transcript is spliced from 8 exons. The record is from RefSeq and is a predicted model, not a curated record.